Molecule: messenger RNA, 567 nt
Organism: Drosophila obscura
Lineage: Eukaryota; Metazoa; Arthropoda; Insecta; Diptera; Drosophilidae
Gene: Targ3
Product: ADP-ribose glycohydrolase OARD1
Exons: 3
Coding region: 85-540 (151 amino acids)
Biological process (GO): peptidyl-glutamate ADP-deribosylation
Source: RefSeq, a predicted model, not a curated record
ACACGUAUUUUUGCGCGCAAUUGAAACAAAAAUUUUGUAUAUAGAGCCACAGGCCGUCUGGAAUUAUUGAUUAAACUGGUAGAAAUGUCAGGUUUUGUUUAUAAAGAGGUGAACGGGGACUUGUUCAGCGUUAAGGCCGACUAUUCCAUGUGCCAUUGCGUGGGUGCCGACUUGCGUAUGGGCAAAGGGAUCGCUGUCAAGUUUCGCACUAAAUUUGGUCAGCUGCUGACACUGCAGAGGCAGAAUAUCCAACCGGGUGGAGUGGCCAUCCUUAAGGAUCAGGAGCGUUUCGUCUACAAUCUCGUUACCAAGCCAACAAGCUGGGGCAAGCCCACCUAUCAGCUACUCCACAGCUCCUUGACCGCCAUGCGGCUGCAUAUGAUGGCCCACAAUGUGCACAAGCUGGCCAUGCCCCGCAUUGGAUGCGGCCUGGACGGACUCUCGUGGAUGAAAGUGAAAGAAAUGGUCUGCGAGAUUUUCCAAUCGGAUGCUAUUGAACUAGUUGUAUACAAUUAUGUGCCAGGUGCAGUCAAACAGUAAACUGGCAUCAUGUUUUAAAUGUAGUAA